Molecule: messenger RNA, 1078 nt
Organism: Saccostrea cuccullata (small rock oyster)
Lineage: Eukaryota; Metazoa; Mollusca; Bivalvia; Ostreida; Ostreidae
Product: glycolipid transfer protein-like
Exons: 2
Coding region: 62-676 (204 amino acids)
Biological process (GO): intermembrane lipid transfer
Cellular component (GO): cytoplasm
Molecular function (GO): lipid transfer activity
Source: RefSeq, a predicted model, not a curated record
CUCACAUCCGGUGUGCAGUUACAGUUAUAACUGGGAGGUUAAAUGUCGAACAAGGGAAAGGAUGGCGGAGUUUGAUAAAGAUACCAAGAGAGAUUUUGACUUGGAAGUGGUUUAUCAAAAUUUUAAAGAAAGCUUUAUGGAGAAUCGAGAUGUGAAUCUGAAAAGUUACCUGGAUGCUUAUUCAGAGCUGGCUAGGUUUUUCAGACUUUGUGGAACUCUAUUCUUUUUCGUGGCUAAGGAUUUGGAGGGUAAAAUAAGUAACAUUAACAAUCUUAUUCAGAAGCAUGGCAGCCCAUACAGUACAGUAAGCGCCAUGGUGCUUCACGAGGUAAAUAAGGCUCAGAAGCCCGGAAUAACAGCGCUGCUGCGCCUCCACAGAGCACUGGAGCUUAUUCUUGAAUUUAUGGACAGACUUUCAAAAAGUUCCGACGGAGAUAAAACAUCGGAUAUAGCAGCAGAUGUAUACAGUCAUACAAUGGCAAAACAUGACACGUGGUUCGUGCAGAAAUUAGCGGGUAUUGCUAUGUACACACUUCCCUCGCGGAAGACUUUGUUGGAGACAAUGUGUAAACAGGAUUACGAGCAUUCUUUAAUGUUAGUGCAACAGAUAGUAUCCGCAGGUAAACUGGUAUAUGACGCAAUAGACGCAGAAUAUACUAAUAAUGGAUUACAUUGAUAAACUUUAUUACGUCAUCAAAUUCUGUUAGAGCAAAGAUUUCACAUUUACACAGAAAUGGAAGGGAAGGAUCUAAAAAAGUAAUCUUAAAACUACACAUUUACACAGAAAUGGAAGGGAAGGAUCUAAAAAAAAUAAUCUUAAGACUACAAGAUCAUUUAAAUCGACAGACUUUUUUUGCAGGCAAUCUUAUGUGACAUGGAACCAAAUUUGUUGAUCUAUUGACCAUAAUUAGCGCUGCUAAAUGGUAUGCGCCUUAUAAACAAAAAUGCAAACAAAUCUUACUACAAACUUAUAAUCAACUAUCAAGCAUUUUCAUGACAAGACAGUUUCUGUUUUUCAGAAUCUUGCGAAGAAAAUGAGACGUCUAUAAGAAAGUCAGUGAAGUCUUUUGUAAACUUA